Myotis davidii is the source of this 1881-nucleotide messenger RNA. It is a transcript of the gene PRR5, whose product is annotated as proline rich 5. Gene Ontology annotation, biological process: TORC2 signaling. The record is from RefSeq and is a predicted model, not a curated record. Bases 108 to 1040 code for a protein of 310 amino acids. The transcript has 6 exons. NCBI's taxonomy places the organism in Eukaryota, Metazoa, Chordata, Mammalia, Chiroptera, Vespertilionidae. Gene Ontology annotation, cellular component: TORC2 complex.
CAGGAUCUUGGGAUUGAGGUUGGGGUGUGGACAGGGUCCCACCAGGACGGUCCAUCCCUGCUUCUGGCUGGGACCGUCUGUUCCCCGAGCCCAGCAGGAAGGCUGCCAUGGAAACGGGGCGGAAGGAGGUCCCGGGGGGGCUGGGAGGGUCCCGGGUCUGGACACAGCGCUCCUCUCCCCACCGCAGCAUCCACAGCGGGGUGAUCGCCGUCUUCCAGCGCAAGGGGCUGCCCGACCAGGAGCUGUUCACCCUCAACGAAGGCGUCAGGCAGCUGCUGAAGACAGAGCUGGGGUCCUUCUUCACGGAGUACCUGCAGGUGGGUGGUCCCACUCGCCAGGUGGGUGGUCCCGCUCCCUGGUGGGUGGUCCCGCUCUCCAAGUGGGUGGUCCCGCUCCCUGGCGAGCUGAGGGUCAGGCUGGGCGGUGGGAGGUGGCAUGUUGGUGAGCCCCUUCCCGAUGGGCUCCCUCCCGCUGGGCCCCGGCUGCCCCCCUACAAGAUCCGCUUCUACGAGGGACAGAAGCUGCUGGACUCGCUGGCGGAGACGUGGGACUUCUUCUUCAGCGACGUGCUGCCCACCCUGCAGGCCAUCUUCUACCCGGUGCAGGGCAAGGAGCCGUCGGUGCGCCAGCUGGCCCUGCUGCACUUCCGCAACACCAUCACCCUCAGCGUGAAGCUGGAGGACGCGCUGGCCCGUGCCCACGCCCGCGUGCCCCCCGCCAUCGUGCAGAUGCUGCUGGUGCUACAGGGUGUGCACGAGUCCCGCGGCGUGACCAAGGACUACCUGCGCCUGGAGACGCUGGUCCAGAAGGUGGUGUCGCCCUACCUGGGCACCUAUGGCCUCUACUCCAGCGAGGGCUCCUUCACACACUCCUGCAUCCUGGGUAGGGGUCGCUGGGGCCUUGGGCGGGCGCAGGUGACCGCUGGGCCCACCCACCUCUGCCCAGGCCCGGGCCGUGUGCCUGGCCCUGGUCACUCUGAGAGGGGUCACCUGGGGUCCCUUCUUCAAGGGCUGAGGGGGGCCAGUGGGCAGACACCGUAGUGGUGUGUGCCGCUCCCCUGAGAGCCCAGCGGCGUCCUCUGUCCCCGAGGAGUCAGAUCCCUGCUCAGUCCUGGGGGUCAGGAGUUGCCCGGCAGAGUGUACAGCACGUACCCGAGCCCCAGAAACCCAGGCUCACCAGGGGAGUCCCAGGGGAGGAGUGGGGCUGGGGGUGGGUGCGCUGGCGUCCUGGGCUGCCUGGCAUGACCACAGAAACCAGCUUAUUGCUCCUUUAAGGGACAGCCCACGGGUUUACUCAUCAAUGGAAACUGAGCACCUACUGUGCGCCUGUGCCUGGUCCUGGUCCUGGUCCUGGUCCUGGUCCUGGGGGUUCAGUCGAGACCAAGCCCCACCCUCAGGCUCUCGCCCGCCAGGAAAGGCAGACCAAUGAGUGCACAGUCCCUGGAUAAGUCCCCAUGGGGUCGUGUGCCCGGGUGACCUGAAGGCUGUGGGCAGGGAGCUCAGGGGAGGAGGAGCCUGACCUGGGAGGUGGAAGGGGGCAUCCCGGCCCCAGCGAGGGGACAGCAGUGUAAGGAACGUCCUCAUCUGCGCCCCCCACCUGCCAGGCACGUCAGCUCCGGGAACCCUAGUGGCUGGAGGGGAACCCCGAGAUGCCCAGGUUCUGAGGCCCUGGAUGACCCGCAGGGUGAGGGCAGGGUGAGGGCGGAGGAAGGACUCUGAGCAGCUCCGCACACUCAGCCCUGCCGCCUGGUGGCUCUCUGUGGAACUGCGGAUCCUGAGUGGGAGUGGAGACCUCCCCGGCCCCCCAGGGCUCCUGGGACGGAAUAAACCCCAGCCCUGACCUCAUGCUGAGGGGCCCCGGGCUACUUGCCCCGGUGUGGCA